AACUCUUGUUUUCUUGUUCUACGUUGGCAAUGUUUUCUACCAGUUCAUUGGCUUUUGGCCUCGUUUGGGUCACUCUGACACGACACGUUGCGGCUGGAGGCUCAAAUCCAAACCUUCCAUGGGGACACCCAUAUGGAGGUUAUCCCAACGGCUAUUCAGACAACUCCAAGUCUUCAUCUACCUGGCAGGACUCAAAGUCUUCGACCCCAUCCUCCAGCGCGAUUGCUGCUUCCUCCGUCAACUCAAUCGACUCUGAUUUUUCUACUUGGCAAAGCACAUCAGCAUCAUCCUGGUCCACUGCAGUAACCGUUGCUACUACCAGCUCUUCUAUCGAGUCUUCAUCUACAUGCACCACUAUCAUUUCUUCGGCACCUUAUGCCUCAGCAAACUCAAGUAGCACCCAUCACUCCGCAUCUCCCUCAAAGACAGGGUCCGCACUCACCAGCCAUGCUUCAUCAACAACCGGCAACACCGUAACCUACGAUUGGAACAUUGAAUGGGUGGUUGCCGCACCGGACGGAAUUGCUCGUCCUGUCAUUGGCGUCAACGGUCAAUGGCCUUGUCCUUCUAUUGACGUGAUGCAAGGAGACCGCGUGGUCAUCAACGUCUACAACGGUCUCGGUAACCAGAGUACAGCACUCCACUGGCAUGGAAUCCACCAACGAGGUACGAACCAUAUGGAUGGCGCUACUGGCACGACUCAAUGCCCAAUUGCCCCCGGUCAGAGCUUCCAAUACGAGUGGAUUGCCGACCAAGCAGGGACAUACUGGUGGCACUCACAUAACAUGGGGCAGUAUCCUGAUGGACUUUGGGGCCCUCUCAUCGUACGAGAUCCUAACCCGCCCUUCGAAUACGAUGAAGAACUCAUUAUUACCCUUUCGGAUUGGUACAACGACCAAAUGCCCUAUCUCAUUCACCAAUACCAAUCCGCAGAGGGGUCAGCAGAAGAUGGUACUCCCGACCCGUCGGGCGGAGCUUUGAUCAAUUCCGGAAAGAACGUCUCAAUCCAUAUCAAGCCUAGCACAACAUACUUGGUCCGAAUUAUCUGCCCUGCUGCUUUCACUGGCCACGGCUGGGUCUUUGAUGGGCACAAUCAAACGACAGUUGAGGUAGACGGAGUGUAUACGGUACCUGUAGUGGCCACAGCCGGGGGCAAGAAUGUCCGUGUUGCUCCCGGACAGAGGCAAUCAUUCCUCAUGAGAACGAAAGAUGAUACAAGCAAGAACUAUGCGAUUCUUGACUUCCAGGAUCCAAACAUGCUGUUCAUCAACAAAGGCCUCACACCGGACCCAGUCUAUCCUCUCAACGCUACCGCCUGGCUGGUGUACAAUACAAGCGCGGAUUAUCCAGCACCACCCGUUCUCUACAAUCUGGGAAACGACGACUUCUUCGACGAUCUCAACUAUGUUCCGCUGGACAGGGAACCCCUUCUCGAACCUGUCGACCGACAGUUGGUCAUCGACAUGUCUAUGGAAAAUAUCACUGGUAUCUCAAGAUAUAUCCUGAACGGCCACACAUAUCUCGGUGCCAAAGUGCCUACUUUGUACUCAUCGCUGACUGUAGAUGAGACUGACGUUUCAGACCCGACGGUCUACGGCAAUGUCAAUCCAUAUGUUCUCAAGUAUGGUGAGGUGGUGGAAGUUGUCAUGAAUAACUUGCACACGAACCUGCACCCAAUGCAUAUCCACGGCCAUCAGUUCCAGAUCAUUGAGAGAUCGGAUCCAAAGGGUGGUUCAUGGAGUGGGUCAUACUCUAACUUGCCAGCUACCCCUAUCAGAAGAGAUACAGUCAUGGUUCAAAAUGAAGGCUAUGCAGUCGUGAGAUUCAGAGCCGACAACCCAGGUAUAUGGUUGUUCCACUGCCACAUCGAGCUCCAUGUCGAGGCGGGAUUCUCAGCUGCUUUCAUCGAGGCUCCAGAGAUGCUCGCUGCCAGCGACUUUACUCUUCCAGAAGACCACAUCAAUGCCUGUAAAACAUAUCCCAUGGAUUAUGUAGGCAAUGCUGCUGGCAAUGACUACAACGCUUUAAACUUGACCGGUGCUCCCGACACGGUGCCAAAAGAUUCUUGGGGUGCCAUCUACCCGCCUGUUGGAGAAGCGGCACACAGUUAG
Messenger RNA from Aureobasidium pullulans EXF-150, 2111 nucleotides. RefSeq lists its product as uncharacterized. Gene Ontology annotation, biological process: cellular response to iron ion starvation; reductive iron assimilation. The coding region runs from base 30 to 2111 and encodes 693 amino acids. The record is from RefSeq and is a predicted model, not a curated record. The transcript is spliced from 7 exons. Gene Ontology annotation, cellular component: high-affinity iron permease complex. Gene Ontology annotation, molecular function: copper ion binding; ferroxidase activity. Lineage: Eukaryota; Fungi; Ascomycota; Dothideomycetes; Dothideales; Saccotheciaceae.